Tetrahymena thermophila SB210 is the source of this 1611-nucleotide messenger RNA. RefSeq names its product kinase domain protein. Lineage: Eukaryota; Ciliophora; Oligohymenophorea; Hymenostomatida; Tetrahymenidae. The record is from RefSeq and is a predicted model, not a curated record. The transcript has 3 exons.
AUGGAGGCUUCUUAAUCUGACUCAGCAUUUUAAGGUAUAUUAAGGAAAAUAGAUACAUAUUCUAUGCCAUUUUAGUUUAGUUUAUACGGACUAGAAAAGACUAAAAGAACUUUUGUAGGAGGAUUUUUUACCUUAAUAGUUUACUCAUUAUCUAUUGCCUAUUUUAUUUAUAUAACUAACCUCUAUUUCACUACUGGGUAUCAACCUAAGGUUUCUACAAUUGAUUUAUCUUAAAACAAUGAUUCUUUUUAAGUUGCCAAUGACUCAUUUGCAUUCAAUUUCUUUCUUUAAGGUUAAGGAAACAUUUAGCAAUAUGAGUAAUAGACAGGGAAAAAAUACUUUUCAUUUUUGAUUUAUUACUAAUAUUAUGAUAACAAUUAAAAUCUAAAAACUACCACACUGAAUACAAUAAAAUGCUCAGACACUAGUCUGUAAGAUUAUUUAUGUAUUGACUUUAGCUCGUUACCUUCUUAAGUGACUUUGAAAUAUAAUUAAAAUUAUUCAAGUUUAAAUUAAGAAGGAUUUUAGAUUAUUUUCUUACAAUGUAAUGGUGAUUAAAGCUGUGCAAGUGAUGAAGAUAUAGUAAAUGUAUUAUUUAAUGCAUAUAAUUCUAUUAAGUUCUCUUCUAAAUUAGAAAGGUUUAACACUAUAAGUUAAAAUGUAGAGACAGUUAGAUAAAUAAAUUCAUACAUAUUAGAUUAGUAUGUGGGUACUAGACAUUAGGUGCAUUUAAUUUAAUCUAAAACAACCUUAAUUGAAGGUUUUAUAUUAUAGAAAAGAUCAAUCAAUAAUUAUUUAGAUUCUUUUGAAGAAAUCUAAGAGAUAAAAUGGAUUUAAACUUUAUAAAAAUAAGUUAAAUUGCCUAUUAUUGGAGAAAUAAUAAUUAGCAUGAGUACUAAACAAAGGUUUAUAACUAUUUAAUAUCCACUUUUUACUGAAACAUUUGCAUAAUUUAUGAGUGUAUUUGCUCUUUUAACUAUCCUUGGGAACAUAGCAAUAAAAGCUUAUUAAUAAUUUAUUGCUCCAAAAGAAAGUUAAAUUGACAAAGAACUUCAAAAUUUGGAGAACUAAACUAGAGAAUUUUACAAGGAUAUAAUAUAAAUAAAAAAAAUAAUAAGACUUCUUUUAUCAAAGGAGUAAUUUUCAGCAAUUAAAUAUUGCGGUUUAGACAUACAAAAAUCUAAAGAAUAAUAAAACGAAUAAUUCGCUCUUGGACAAUAAAACAAAAUUGACACAAAAAUAGAAUUUAAUAUUGAGAAAAGAAAUAAUGAAACAUAAUAAACGCAUUUAAAAUUAAAUUAAGUAGAAUUAUAAAUAGAUUAAACAAAGGAAAAAAACUCUGUAAAUAACAAUUUGAUUUAAAAUGAUGUUAAAGAAGAAGCAUUAGCUAGCAAUUCUAAUUAAAGUAAAACAAAUUGUCUCAAUCAUCUUGAGUUGAUUGAGAAAAUAGAUCAUAACAACGAACUAGCAGAAUAAUAUUUUAUAAAUUAUUUACAAUAAAUUAACCAAAAAGAAAAUAUAAGUGAUUUAGAUCAACGUAUUUUGAAUUGCUUAAUAAAAACUGAAGAUGAAGAAUACUUAUAUUAAGAAUCUAAUUAGCAAUAAUAAUGA